Meloidogyne enterolobii is the source of this 672-nucleotide messenger RNA. Lineage: Eukaryota; Metazoa; Nematoda; Chromadorea; Rhabditida; Meloidogynidae. The record is from the annotation of a GenBank genome assembly.
UUUGUUGAUGGACUUUCAGAUUGGUUACCUAUAGGUCGGUCGUGGUGUUCAAUGACUUUACUUAACAGACAAAGGAAGGUUAGAAAAAAUUUAUUUCUUCUUAAAGAGGGUUAUUUUUCAGAAGGGGGCAUAAAAUUAACUCCGCACUCAGAGAAAAGUCUGGCCAGGUAUUGGGUUUGGUUUCCAAAAUUUCUCUUCAGAUUGGAACUUCGAAAAUCUUUCUGGUCAUGUUUCGAAUUGAAAAAAGUCCUGAUUUUAUGUUAUGGAGGCCUUUGUUCUCGAGGUCAAUCACUUUGUGAUCUUUGGGAAUUGGAUAUAAAUGAAUUAUAUAAUCAAAAAAUUUUACAACAAAAACAAUUAAAAUCUUAUAUAAAACAACAAAAUACAGACGAUAAAAAACAUUUUUGGAGACAAAUUCCUCCAUUAGAACAUCGACUCCCUUCAAGACUUUGGCAUUGUUCUGUAUUAAUGGGUGAAGAAGCUAUACUUAUUUAUGGUGGAAUGAAUGAGGCCCCUUCAAGAGAAUCUCCUUUUGUUCAUACUCUUCUUGUUUAUCGUAUCUCACCUCCUUCACUUCGGCAAUUAGCUUUAAAUGCUUUGGCUUCUUUAAUUGUUGAACGUUGGAUUGCACAAACAACAACUACUAAAAUUGAUAAUAAUAAAUCGGUUUGA